Molecule: messenger RNA, 1573 nt
Organism: Stylophora pistillata
Lineage: Eukaryota; Metazoa; Cnidaria; Anthozoa; Scleractinia; Pocilloporidae
Product: vesicle transport through interaction with t-SNAREs homolog 1B
Biological process (GO): regulation of protein localization to plasma membrane; intracellular protein transport; retrograde transport, endosome to Golgi
Cellular component (GO): ER to Golgi transport vesicle membrane; Golgi apparatus; SNARE complex
Molecular function (GO): SNAP receptor activity; SNARE binding
Source: RefSeq, a predicted model, not a curated record
UUUCGCUUUCUGGGAUUUUAAGAAGUCACAAGAUUUGGUAAUAGUAAGAUAGCAUUUUUGUCUUUGUUAGGGUGGUAUAAUGUCUUCAGAAAAAUUUGAAGACCUUGAGGAUGAACUUAAAAAUCUCUAUGAGGACAUAAGUUCGAAAAUAAGCAACAAAAUUCCAAGACUUACUGGAGAAUCGCGGAAGAGCGCUGUCCGGGAAGUCGAAAAGAACAUCGAAGAUGCAAACCUAAUUUUGGAAGAAAUGGAAGAGCAAGCUGGUAUAGCCCCAGUAAGCUACAGAAAUUCCAUGGUGUCCAGGAUACGCAAUUAUAGGAGAGAUUUUGAUAAACUUAGAAGAGAUUUGGGCAAGCCAAAAGGACAGGUCAAUGUGACGUUUGGAAGAGAAGAACUUUUAGAUGAAGAUCCUGUGGCUCCUCAGAAAAGCAAAGUCAGGCAAGGUACAGAUAUGCUGAACAGAGCCUCAGAAAGUAUUGCAAGAUCAACAAGGGUUGCUGUGGAGACUGAACAAAUUGGUGGAGAAAUCAUUGAUGAACUUGGAGAUCAGCGGGAAUCUCUUGUUAGAACAAGAGGCAGGCUCAAGGAUGUUGAUCAGGACUUAGGAAAAAGCAGAAGAAUUUUGAAUAGUAUGGCAAUCAGAGUUGCAACAAACAAGUUGAUCCUGUUAUGCAUCAUAAUUGUUGAAUUAGCCAUCCUUGGAGCUGUGGUGUACAUAAGAUUUUUGAAGAAAAAGAAAAAAUACUUUUUCCUUUCCUUUCCAUUAUGCUUUGCAUUCACUUUACAAUCAACAGGUCAAACAUUUUUCUAGUUCUUACAAUGUACAUAUUCAAACAGAAAAUUGUCAUUAUUGCCAAGAAAUCCACAAGGUUUUUGUCAUAUUAAUAGUUAGAGUUACAAUCCAUAUUUUGGGAAAUCAAAACUUACUUCAAUAGAUCAAAGUGAGUGCAACAUAAAUUACUAAAAGUAUGCAUCAGCCAGGUUAAUGAAACAAAACAAUUUAGUGUAGUUUUGAACUGUAAUUAUCAUUAAAUGAAUCCUUACUGUUGCAGAGGAGACUAUUGCUUGUGGUAAAGGUUUAUGUGUAGUGUACAAUUAUUGAAAAAUUGCUGAUCUGCAAAAUUACAAACAUAAUGAAUGAGCUGCACUUAAUCUCGUAUUUCCUUUCUGUAUCUUUUGAGAAGUCUCUGGAAAAAUACCAAAUAAUCUUCCUAGUGAAGGAAACCUAGAUCAAUUUUUUUUUUUUUUGGGGGGGGGGGUUUAAAAAAUGGAAAUAUGAAAAAAGGGCUUACAAGAUUAAGGAUGUAAUCGAUUGACAUGAUCUGAAAAUGAUCCACAUAAAAGAUUUUUGUAUUAGCCAUGAAUUGCCCAAAGUUUAACAAUCUCCUUUAAAAUUACUAUCAUUAAUUUUAUUCAGCUUUGAAUAGCAUGUAAUCAAUCAAAUCAUGUAGAGAUAGGCACAAAUUUAGGAAUUUCUAGGCCUAGUUGGCAAUGGAUAGAAAUAAAUUUUAAUACAAAUGUCCUUUCUUUUGUGUAUAUUGAUAAAUAAAUUAAAACAAUUCAUAUUUCUUCA